Molecule: messenger RNA, 1080 nt
Organism: Diprion similis
Lineage: Eukaryota; Metazoa; Arthropoda; Insecta; Hymenoptera; Diprionidae
Exons: 2
Coding region: 172-1080 (302 amino acids)
Source: RefSeq, a predicted model, not a curated record
AAUUUUUACCUGGAAUCGAGAGUCUGGCUCAUCAAAAUGACACGGUGUAUCAGCUACUACUCAGCAAUGGGAGCUUCAAGUGCAGUGUAUCAUUCUACCGUUGUAUUUCCUAGGUGAAGUUACGUUACGUGAAAACUCUGAAUAAUCUAAUACGCUAGACGACGAAUCAAUAUGACUUCGCCGAUAUCAAAUAUCAUUGUAAUUCUCCUUAUUGCGGCGAAUCCUUGCCUCCUUUGGCCCCUGACCAAAAAUGAUAUUUCGGAAUCAUUAUCGAACCUGAAGCAACUCCUCGAAGAAUUCGAAGCGAAGAACAUCACAUUGACAUCAAGAAACCGACUUGACGGCAAGUAUAAUAUUUUGUUAACAAGAUCGACCAACGAUGGUCAGUCGAUCCGACUAGACGAGGGUCGUCAGAAAAAGAAACUAGAACAGUUCAGUCAGAAAAAUCUGGGAAAUAAUCAGCACGAUGUUUCUAACCUGGAGUAUUUACUGUGGCAGCAAUAUCAGCGUGAAAAUUAUCGGCGACCUCGCCCGUUUACAACGGCCUUAAAAUCAGCGACGAUUUUGAAAAACCCCGUAAAAAUGCUGCCCAGUCAAGAAACCGCGCAGAUUGACCCAAUUUACGUUGUACAGAACAAUAAACCAAGCGCAGCCGAUAACUUUAUGGCUAAUGGCGAAAGAACAACGACGGAAUAUCCGUUAGAUGAUAACAAUAACGUCGUGAUUGACCUCUUGCACGAUAAUCAACAACCGACUGCAGUUACAGGGUCGAGUACAAUCAACAGCCUGGAACUUUUCCAGACAAAUAUUUUCUUCUCCAAUCCAAUUUUCGCCGCGUAUUUGGCCGGAUUUUCGGGGUUCUUCAAAAGCUUCGAAGUUCCCUACUUCGACAAGGAUUGCUCGAUGUUAGUUAAAACUUUGCCUAUUUUUCUAGUGAAUAAUUUCUUCGGCGCAUUGAUCAAGAUCGGUAAAUUGCAACUGACCAAUAGUUUUAUGGUACCGUUUAUCGCCUUGAGUGUGAUUAAUUUCAUUGUGUCUUUUUUAUUCCUGGAAGAAUACUGUCCACCUGCCUUGAGAUAA